UCGAGCUCGACUUCUUCACUACGAUACCUCCGAGCCCGCCGAAGCCGUACGACUCGGAGCCGAGUGUCGACGAUCAUCAACGAACUAUAUUUAACAUGACAUGCAGGUACUAAGGUAAAUUCCCCGAGACAAAAUGAGCGACAGAGGUCUAUCGGACGAGUUGGUGGCGGCGGCGUGUAAAGAUGGAGACCCCAUUACCAAGGAUUUCAUGAUGCAGCAGACGAUGCUGCGAGUCAAGGAUCCAGUUAAAUCCUUGGAUUUCUACACCAGGAUCCUCGGCAUGACUCUGUUGCAGAGAUUCGACUUCCCCUCCAUGCGCUUCUCCCUCUUCUUCCUGGGAUAUGAAGACAAGAAUGAGAUCCCCGCCGACGUGAAGGAGCGCACUUCCUGGACUUUCUCCCGCAGGGCCACCAUCGAGUUGACGCAUAACUGGGGUUCGGAGUCUGAUGAAAGCCAGUCAUACCACAACGGAAACUCGGAUCCACGUGGCUUCGGGCACAUCGGCAUCGCGGUGCCAGACGUCAACCAGGCCUGUAAGCUGUUCGAAGAGCAAGGCGUCACCUUCGUCAAGAAACCAGACGACGGUAAAAUGAAAGGACUGGCCUUCAUUCAGGACCCCGAUGGCUACUGGAUCGAGAUCCUGAGCCCCAACAAUAUGAUUUCCAUCACCUCCUAAAAAAAAAAGUGAUGGGAGCGGUUUCAUGGAGUUUACGGGAAGCGUUUAGUUGUGGAGCACAGUGUGAGAAAAUAAUCAAAACGUCAAGUUGGAAGCAUUCAAGCCGCUCCAGAAUGAUAUUUAAUGCAUUUAGAUUAAAUGCAUACAUUUUUGUGUUCUGAAAUAAAUUUAAUUUGUGUGAAACAACAGAAUGUAAAUUGUGAUAAGCUGCUGUUGGGAAGAAAAAUGAGAGCUGGCGUUCAAAUACAAAUGAGAACAUUUUCCUCUGGUGCUUUUCAAAAUAAAAUAUAUAACCCUU
Hippocampus zosterae (dwarf seahorse) is the source of this 974-nucleotide messenger RNA. It is a transcript of the gene glo1, whose product is annotated as glyoxalase 1. Lineage: Eukaryota; Metazoa; Chordata; Actinopteri; Syngnathiformes; Syngnathidae. The record is from RefSeq and is a predicted model, not a curated record. The transcript has 6 exons. The coding region runs from base 134 to 676 and encodes 180 amino acids. Gene Ontology annotation, molecular function: metal ion binding; lactoylglutathione lyase activity.